UGCGGAGAUUGUUCUGUGGUUCAGCCGUGACAGUAGCGCGGAGAGAACAGAGAUGAACACUUAUGAAGGCUGUGAUUUCCCUCACCCACAGUGAUCGGACAAAUUUCCGGAAUAUGGGACGGAAUCUGGGGACGUUCGCCGUGGUCAACGCCGUUUGGUUUAUAGGUGUGGUUGUAGGCCAGACCACACUCAUCCCCGCCGUGACAAACUCCACGACAGACGAGAAUGUAACUAUGACCACACCCAUGACCACGCCCAUUCCGCUAACCACCACUCCCGCGCCCUGCUCUGCCUUCAACAUCUCUACCUGUGAGGUGUGCUCUCCGGGAUCCUACUACGACAAUGAAACGCUGCAGUGCUCGUGCUGCCCCCAGUCGGGCCUGUGCCUCCCCGAGGCCUGCCUGCCCUGUGAGAGGGGCUUCUACCAGCCGCUCAGCGGCCAACUGCACUGCCAGCCCUGCCGCCAGGGCUCCUACAGCAAUGUUACAGGUAGCUCUGUGUGCCAGUCCUGCCCAGCUGGAUCCUACACUAACAGCACUGGUUCAGAGACCUGCAAGAACUGCUCCCCAGGUUUUUACUCAUCAGGGCCAAAUGCCACGUCAUGUGAUCCAUGUCCACAGGGAACGUUCUGCAAUUCCUCCCGGUGUCCUUUGUGCCAUCUCUGCCCCAUCGGUACAGAGUCCCUGCAGUCCGCAUCCAAAGACUGCACGCCCUGCCGCCCAGGCAUGCACAAGGCUGCCCGCCAGACUAUGUGCCAGAUCUGCACCAGCGGCUUCUACCAGCUCCGCUGGGGACAGGAAGCCUGCAACGUCUGCCCCGAGAACCACUACUGCCCCAGUCCAGACGUGAGCCCCAUCCAGUGUCCCAACGACGCCUUCUGUCCUGAGGGCAGCAUCGCUCCAGGGUACUGCAUGGAGACCUUCUUCCGCAAGGCCGGGGAGAGCUGUGAGCUGGCCCCUGUCACCAUCGCCCUGCUCGUCAUCGCAGGGGGAAUGGUGUUGCUGCUCAUGGUGUUGCUGGUCCUGCGGAGGAGGCGGGAGACGGACGGGGAGCUGUCGUUGUCGCGGGCGCCGCUGCUGCACAAAGACCGGCACCCCAGCCGCUACUACACCAUGCCGGGCGACACGGAGCCCGUCUACGCCGGCUGGUAACGGCCUGCAGAGCUGCUGGACUCUACUGGACAAACUCUACACACACACUCGCAUGCACAACACAUGGACACACACACACACGCUACACUCAUACACAUGCUACACUCAUUCUCUCACACACACACACGCUCAUACACAUGCAAUAGUAAUUCUCUCCGACACACUGCAUACACACUACACACACACACAUGCUACACUCAUACAUGUGCCAUACUCACAUACACACAUACAUACAAACACACACACACACUCUCUCCUCAUACGCAUACACACACAUGCACACACACUGGCACACACACACACUGACACACACACUCUCUCCUCAUACGCAUACACAAACACGCACACACACUCGCACACACACACACACACACACACUGGAGCCGCUGCCGGCCAUCUUCCUUCUUCAUCUCGGGGACACAGGACCACAAGAUCCGCUGAAGUGUUUUUAUUUAUUUUUUCUUUUUUGGUUUGUUUGUUGUUUUGUUUUUUCCCCCAUUCUCUCCCUUGCCAGGGAGUGUGAUGUGGAGCAAUAUCUUCAGUUUAUUUAUUUUUUGUUCAAAGCUGGAUCUUGCAGAGUGGACGCAGACACCUGUGCAUUGUCACCUGACCUCCUGAAUCGAGUCACCUGACCGCGGCUUUCUAGCCCCUUCUCCGGUGGAGUGUGCCUUCUGCCAAACGUGUCCAUGGCGAUUAUAACCUCAGCAGGACUCAUCUGCCUGUUCCCUGCGUUUCUGCGGUUCUUCACAGACUUUUGUUUUUGCAUCAUUCUUAUUCUCAGGUCUUAUUCACCUCUGUUGUGUGGGCAGGGUGCAAUCGCAGUGACAAUCGAAGACUUAGGCACACUUCAACACUUUCUGAGUAUUCUAACUCUCGCAGAAGCACAGGGAACAAUCAUGAAAACUUCUGCUCAGAUGACAGUGACCACCAGAGGGUGCAAUAUGUUAUAAUCUGUAUCAUACAUUACCAUGACAUCGCACUCAGUCUAUGUCCGCUCUUAUUGAUGUUUAUGACUGUUUAUUAAGAGCUUAUGAAGGUAUUAGAUAGUGCUUGUGAAGGCUUUUAUAUCAUUUCAUAAAGGAUCCUCCAUAAACCACUUUAUAAAAGACUGUUCAUAUUAAUUUCUUUCCAGCUUUAACUUCACACUGUUUUGCUUGUUGCUGUUUUUGACAAAUGCACAGAAAUAUUUUGUGUGGAUGGAAUGUUCACUUAUUCUCCAAGUGUUGUUGGAGUCAUUUUCCUGAAACAGUUUGAUUUGUGUUCAUUAAUCUGCAUUGCACAUGUCCAUGUUUCUUAUUAGAGACUUUGAUUUGUUUUAUUUAAUGAAGGACAGAUCUCCUACUAUGUUCAAAGUUCUGGAUGUUGAGCUGAAACCGGACCUUGCACUAUUUCCAUGUAAAAAAAAAGAAAAGAAAGCUAUCACAAAUAUACAAAUUUCCUCUC
This is a messenger RNA of Conger conger (European conger), 2594 nucleotides long. Its product is annotated as laminin subunit gamma-1. Bases 63 to 1151 code for a protein of 362 amino acids. The record is from RefSeq and is a predicted model, not a curated record. NCBI's taxonomy places the organism in Eukaryota, Metazoa, Chordata, Actinopteri, Anguilliformes, Congridae. The transcript has 9 exons.